AUGGCGAAAGCUUCCCAUACAUUGCAAAAAGGUGCUGUCGUCCAGCACACCGCCAAAGCCCAUAACCUGAAAGGUCAACUGCCUGAAGAGAGCAUGGAAUCUUCGGCAACAACCAUUCGUUUCGUCACGCUGAACUGCCGAACACUAUCGAGUGAACUCCAACAAGCCGCUCUAUCCAGACUUCUGCGAUAUCUCUGUGUGCCUUUUGCUGCACUGCAGGAAACACGCAUGAGAGAUCGGCCCGUCAUCAGCAUCGAAAAUUACACCAUAUACUGCGGUGAUGCUGAUGAGAACAAAGUAGGUGGCUGCGCGAUAGCUGUGAGGAACGAUUACAAGAACCUGGUGGAGGAAUUUGGCUCAACGUCGUCUAGAUGCGCCUUUCUACGACUGCGGGAUCGCAGAGGACGUAAACUCUGGAUCGUAAGUGCUCACGCACCUACGGAAACCGCUGAGGACAACAGUAAGGACGCCUUCUAUGAUGAACUCAAUGCGUUGAUGUCUAAAAUACCAAGCCAGCAGGUGGUCAUUGUCGGAAUCGACGCAAAUGCGAAGAUGGGACUCGAACAGCAAUCCGAUGUGCUAGGAAAAUGGUACUAUGCAGCGGAGCGCACGUCGGACAACGGUGGCCGUCUGGUCAACUUGUGCGAACAGACGGGCCUCACCGUCUCUUCCACGUUUAAGAGGAAUCAUCGACGCCAUCAGCUCACGUGGCAGGGGUCAACCCUUUUAACGCCUGAAGAGCAGCGCAAGCGGAAGAUGAGGACUCUUAAACUUCAGCUCGACUACGUUCUGGCGAGGAACAUUCCUCAGUCAGAUAUCCGUAAUCUGGAGCUGUUUGGGACGUCGCGUUCGACUCUGACCACCGUCCAGUUCUUCUCAGCUUCAAAAUACGGUCUGAAAGACGAUGAGUACAGAACGAAAUUCCGCCAACGUGUGUCUAUUCAUGUUGGAGUACGGACCAGGAAGAAGCUUAGCGAUGCGGAAUCCUUCACAAAGUGCAUCCAGGACGCUGCAAGUGAAACGCUCCCGGUUCUAUUGCCGCGGAAGAAGUUUGCCUUUGCAUCUGCGGAAACAAAAUCCACAUACAAUUCUGUAUGUGUCGCGCGCAGCGCUGGUGACUUCAACCAGGAAAAGCGUCUUAGAAGGAAGCUGCGUCGUCAACUGCAACAAGACCGCGACAGGUUAUGGGCUUUGGCGAUUUGCGACGGACGACGGCUCCUUUUUGCAAUGGAUCUGCGGAAACAAGAUCCACGUACAAUUCUGUGCGUGUCAAGUUAUGAUUCCAACCAAGAAAAGCGUCUGAGAGGGAAGUUGCAUCGUCAACUGCAGCAAGACCGCAAUAACGAGUGGACGUCAAGAGCGAUGGAGUUUGAGAAGGCGUGGGAGGACAGGAACCCGUGGAAAGUCUAUGCUCUACUAAAACAGUAUAGCGGCAAAAUGAAAAGAUGUUCCCCUGUCCUCAACACUGCCAGUGGGGUAGCUGUCGGUGAAGCAACCCCUCCAAUUUGGAAGGAACACUUCAAGACCUUGCUGAACCGGCUAGCAACGUCAGCUCCUGAACUCGAACACGUUCAUAGAUCGACAUAUGCGGUUAACGAGGAGCCACCGACCGAGUCGGAGGUCCUGGUCUGUAUACAGAAAAUCAAGAAUGGAAAAUCUGGUGGAGACGAUAGGAUUAGCGCAGAAAUGCUAAAAUAUCUUCCUCCGUCUGGGAUUCGUAAGAUGACAAAGAUCAUCCGUUCAAUAUGGAUAAACGAGAGAAUACCUGAUUCGUGGAGACACGCUAUCAUAAUUCCCCUCCACAAGAAGUUAUCCGUCACGGACCCCAGGAAUUAUCGAGCAAUCUCUUUGCCGCGUGUUAUGUACAAGGUACUGGAGCGCAUUAUCCUGGACCGACUCAUUAAACAUCGCGAAGAAAAGACCGACUCAUUAAACAUCGCGCGACGAGCAAGCUGGCUUUUGUCCUGGCCGAUCUACGAUUGA
Messenger RNA from Necator americanus (New World hookworm), 1983 nucleotides. RefSeq lists its product as uncharacterized. The record is from RefSeq and is a predicted model, not a curated record. The transcript has 2 exons. NCBI's taxonomy places the organism in Eukaryota, Metazoa, Nematoda, Chromadorea, Rhabditida, Ancylostomatidae. The coding region runs from base 1 to 1983 and encodes 660 amino acids.